Molecule: messenger RNA, 1243 nt
Organism: Phragmites australis (common reed)
Lineage: Eukaryota; Viridiplantae; Streptophyta; Magnoliopsida; Poales; Poaceae
Exons: 10
Coding region: 352-1137 (261 amino acids)
Source: RefSeq, a predicted model, not a curated record
GAUCGUUUGCUCAGGCCAGGGAGCGGAACGGCCCAGGUGAAGAAGAUAUUUCUCUGCCCGCGCGAGGAGCCAUGGCCGCCGUGCCGGUCCCGCCGCCGCCUCUCCUCGCCUCCCACGCCGCCGUCCGGGCCGCAGCCUCCAUCUCCGCCUACGCUGACGCCCGACGGGCCAGCCUCGCCGGCGACCACCCACCGCAGGUCGCGGCCCUCCGGCGCGGCGACUGGGUCAAGCUCAUCUGCGGCGCCAGCUUCGAGUGGAUUGCAUUGACUGUGCGGCAGAUGUAUCUGUGGUGGGUGCAGUGAAUGAGGGUAUUGAUGUUGCAGCCUCAAUUGUGCCAUAUUUCCAGAGGCCAUGGGUGAUGAAUUUGAUCCUGAGGUUUGCCCACCAAAUUGCUCAAAGCCAUGUGAGAAAGUUUGUCUUGCUGAUGCAAUAUCACUGGAGAUGCAGUCUGAUUCCUCGUGUAAACUUGAGGAGCUGUCGUAUGUUCGAGAUCCUACUACAACUGCUGAACUGUUGAAAAGGAAUGAUGUUGAUGCAAUAGAGAUACAUACCACUGGAAAGGGCACUGAUAUGUUCAUUACCCUCUGGAAUAACUUGAAUGAGUCGAUCAAUAAUGUGAAGCUGGUAGCAGUUAGCCUGCCUGAUAUUGGUGAAUCAACAGUUGAUUUCAUGUUUGCGAUAUACACAAUAAUGGAAUCCCAUCUUCAAGGGUAUAAUCUUUGGCAGUUAGAUGGCCGACCCAUGAGUGGCGACAUUGGUCGAGGUGCAACAAGGGAGACCGUUUCUUUUGCUGUUCAUCUGGCUUCAGCGUCAGAUAGGCCUCCUGUCUUCUAUCAGUUGGCUGGUUGCACCAAUUCAUACACUAUAGAUUGCUUAAAGAAAGCUGGCCUUUUCCAGUCUACGACUUUUCCCGGGAUAGCAGCCUCUGAAAUGAUCAGUUCUCAGCAAGAUUUCAUUGGAGGGAUAGCUUAUGGCGGCUACGCUCGCAAGAUCGUUGGAAGAACUCUACGCAAAAUACCGGCAGGGUUUGGUCGUGUGUGCAUCGAAGAUCAUCCGGAGUAUCUGCUGGAGGCAUUACAAGAAGCCAUGUCAUUAGUAGGGCCGGUGAAGGGUUAUCCAACCCUUUCAAGCUUAUAAAACGAGUGUACGACUAGGGAUGAAAACGGAUGGAAACGGUCGAAAUUUUUUUUUAACCGUUUUCACUUUCAUAUUUUCUCUCGAAAACGAAAAAGCUGAAAACGGG